UCCAAAAUGUUUUCAAUCCAUUCGUUGCUUAAAACCAGAAAAUUAAACUGUUUUGUUGUUUUCUGCCUCUUUACAGGUUUGUUUCUAAAUUACAUGAAUUUUCCGAAUAGCAUAUCAUGGAAAAUGACCAGUUAUCCAAAUCUUUCAAUACAGCAAAAGAUCACUAUACUCAAAACUGGGAAACUGGUCGGAAAAACGUGCUCCAAGAACUGAAGGAAAUCAGAGAUAAAGUUCAAGAACAAGCAAGGAUUCUUUCCAUUGGAUCCAUCACGUACUCCAGUAUCAGGGUUGUAGGUGGAGGCCUCACCAUUGCAGGAAUAAUCGCAGCUCCGCUUACCUUUGGUAUUUCUCUUGGUCUGACCGUGGCUGGCAUUGCAACAGGCGUGACUUCUGCUGUCGCAGGCGUCACACAUGGGGCUGUUAAAUUUGGGAUAGUUAAACAACUGUGCGAGGACGCUAAAAUAAGUUUGGAACAGCACGAGGAAUCCUGUGACAAUAUGAAAAAUAUGUUAAAAAUGCUUCAAAAAGAGGUCGAAGAAGAUAAUAAAGAAAGCGAGAACGUUGCAAGUGUAAUCAAAUUAGGGACAGCAUUAGCUAAAAUCAUUCAGUCUGAAGCUAAAGGUGUCUCCAAAGGGGCUUUCAAAUUUUCUACAGAGGCUUUGAGCGUCGCUGUGGCCAUCAGAAUAGUUGUAGAUCUUCGAUCAUUGGUUUGGAACUCAGUUGACUUGUCCAAUUUCAAUGAAGGAAAACUGUGCCCAGAGGCACAAAAACUUCAGGAUGUCAUCGAUCAAAUAGAACGCGAAUAUAAUGACGUAGCCGAAUUAUUCAAAUAACGUUAACGGUUAAAGUGUUUCUAAAUACGAUGAUACUAGUGUCUUGUUGUAAAUUUUGAAUUUACUGGGUUGGUAUAUAUACAAAAUUUACAACAUGACAACUGUAUAUUUUGUAUUUACACCCAACCAGUAAAUUCAAAAUUUACAACAUGACACUAGUAGUCACACACUUCCCACUUCGUUGUCCAGACGCAUCGAUUGUAUAAUGCUGAUGAUUAUUGUCUGUCUUGGAUGAAGCUGUCCCGGUAUGACAUUAUAAUAAAUGUUAAUGUAAUUCAAUUAUAUGUUUUAAUAUGGAAUACGCAAUAAUAAUGGAUUAAUCAAAGUGUUUGUAAAUUACACAAAUAAAGUGA
Magallana angulata is the source of this 1186-nucleotide messenger RNA. RefSeq names its product apolipoprotein L3-like. The coding region runs from base 117 to 833 and encodes 238 amino acids. Gene Ontology annotation, biological process: lipoprotein metabolic process; lipid transport. NCBI's taxonomy places the organism in Eukaryota, Metazoa, Mollusca, Bivalvia, Ostreida, Ostreidae. The transcript has a single exon. Gene Ontology annotation, cellular component: extracellular region; membrane. Gene Ontology annotation, molecular function: lipid binding. The record is from RefSeq and is a predicted model, not a curated record.